GCGCGACAGAAAAGACCGCGCCAGUCCUGUCACUUUCGCGUCCGAGGGCGAACCCGGCGGCUACCACGGUCACAGAUUGGAGCAGAGUGAGAUUCGUGCCGCACAUGGACAUGUGGGAUCAUCUGUAUAAGUUUUUGAGAGAGCCUGUGGAAGGGGAAGUCAUGACAGAUGAACACAUGUGGACAUUGAUUGCCAUCAAGCAAGCAACACAACAUACGUCUGCAGACUGGUGGACCUUGUACGGUGGGGAUGUUCCACAUCUGCAGCAGAUCGCCAUCAACGUGUUGGGAAUGUGGAGCAUGGUGACACCCACGGAGCGGAACUGGGCAUCGGUGGACUUUGUCCAUUCGAAGCGCAGAAACAGUCUCUCGCCAGAGUCCUUGGAGAAGCUGGUUUACAUUCACUGGAACAUGCAGUUGUUGCGUGUUCCAAAUAGCAAGGACAAUGGCUACGUGGACGUGUGGGGAUCCUUCUUCGAGCCGUCGAGGGAGCCGGCAACGGAAGGUGGAGUUGUCGAGGACGCCACGGAGGAUGAGACAACCGACAAUAUCGAGGAGGAAAAGAGGCAAAAGAGACUGAAGAAGACUCCAAAGGACCUGAUUCCGAAGAGCCUGCUGGAUGACGAUUCAAGCGGGAGCAGCUAUCUUGAGGAUCUCGUGUGGAAGGGGAAGUAUUGGAACGAAUUCACUUCCGAGGAGAGUGACGGUGAGGAUAACAUUGGGGAGGACUCAGAUUUCGAGUUGGGGGGCAAUCUGGCGGUGUCAGCCACUACGUACAUCGGUCGGAGGCUUAGGAGGCGAGAGAAGGAGGCAGAGGUGCUGCCUUCCGAGGCCAUCGACAAACUGGACACUAAUAUGGAGUUCUUGGCACACCCUACGCCUGAUGCAGACGAGGAGGAAGCAGCUCGGGCCAAGGCUAUGGCAGAUAGGGAUAUCGCUUUGGUUCAGAGGCGGAUGUGUGAGGAAGAGGCUCGUCCUGCUGGUGAUGAAAGGGUGGACAAUAUGGAGGUAGAUAAGGUUGACGUGCGUGCAGAACAUGAAGGGAGUUUGCAGCAUGAGGGAAUGGAUAUUGGAGCACAUGGAGAAAAAAAUGUGCAGCAACAAGGAGAAAAUCGUUUGCCGCAAGAGGGGGGUGAUAUGAAGGAGGAUGAGGAAAAAACUCAGCAGCAAGACGGAGAGGAACUGCAGCAACCAGCACCACCAACGGUUUACGCACGAAGACCCCGCCCACCGACACAGCAGCAGCCUGCAUCGCAAGAGCCGCGGGAGAACCAACAGGCUGUGGCUGCGGAGCAGUCAUAAAAACUCGGAUCAACGGUGAGAGGAGCAGCCGCCUCAGCAGCGGUCCACUUCGGCAUACCCCCGUACCCAGCACAGAAUGAGGAUGCCGAACACGAUAAUAUCUGGAAAAGCUAGGCGGGGCGAAAGAGGAAGGCUCCGGUGAAUGAAGUCCCCACACCACG
Molecule: messenger RNA, 1462 nt
Organism: Chara braunii
Lineage: Eukaryota; Viridiplantae; Streptophyta; Charophyceae; Charales; Characeae
Source: the annotation of a GenBank genome assembly